CUCUUGACCGUUUCAAAUUCACAAAACUAAAUACAUUAUUUUGCUUGGUCAUAUGUUCAUGUAUCAUUUAUCAGCCUUGUAGGUUCCUAAAUUUAUGUUAAACCAUUUAUUAUUGUACUUAAAACUUAUCUAAUUUUAAUCUAUUUUUGUAUUUAAAUUUGUUGUUUGUCAUGUAAAUGAUGAAUAAAAAUGAUGUGUUAAACAUUUUUUCAUCAGAGUGUUUUAGUUAGAAGAAAAAUCACAAUAUGAGUUCUAAUUAUUCAUCUUUUGUUGGUGUAAUCUUUGUUUUUAAUUUGAUUAUUGGUCCAGGAUCAUUAACGCUUCCUACAGUUGUACAGAAAACAGGAUGGUUAUUAAGUAGCAUAAUAAUAGCUGUUUUGGCAUUUAUCAGCUAUGUUACUUUUACCUUUAUCAUUGAAUCAAUAACUAUAACAAAUGCAAUAGUACAAUUACGUAAACUGCAGAUGAUGAAAAAUGUGACGAGACAGUUAAAAGCGUGUAAAGACAUGUUAACACAUAUUACUACAGUUAACUAUGAUAGAGGUUCAACAGCUAGUACAGAUAGUUUUAACAGUGAAGAUGAAGUGCCAAUAUUUGAUAACCCAGCUUUGGCAUCAACUAGUAAUCUUAUGGAUUUUCCUCCUGAAUCAGUUGAAUUAUUAUCACUGGAUAAUAGAAUUGAAAUGGGAGAAAUGGUUAAUGUUUUACUACCACCUUUUGCCAAAGUACUAUUUUUCAUUUCUUUAAGUGGUUAUUUAUUUGGUGACAUGUCCAUAUAUUAUAAAGCUAUUGGACGUUCAUUAGUAGAUUUUACCUGUAAUAACAGUAAUAAUAAUACAAAUGAGUCAAGUUUAUGCUGGGAAAAUUACUCUUUUACUAGACAUGAGGUUUACUUGGCUUACUUGGGUCUCUACAUUAUAUCAUUUGGUCCAUUUACAUUUUUUAAUGUGCAAAAAACUAAAUAUUUACAAGUAAUUUCAUUUGUUAUGCGUAUUACUGCUAUGUUUACUAUGUUGUCUCUUGCUACAAUACGUAUCAUCACACCAAUUGAAGAUAAAGGAAAUCCUCCAGCAGUUUUUUUCCCAGCAGUACCCCAACUUAUUGGUGCAUCUAUUUAUGCUUUUAUGUGUCACCAUUCAAUACCAUCAGUGAUUGCUCCAGUUAAAAAUAAAAAUAAAAUUUUAAUAAAAAUUGCAGCAGAUUUUUUGUUUAUUUAUAGUUUGUACAUGGGUCUAUGUAUAACAGGAUCAUAUGCAUUUAAUAAUGUUAACGAAUUGUACACUAUAAAUUUUACACCUACACAAAGUACAGGAUUAUUAUACAAAGCAAUUGAUUCAUUUUUAAUACUCUUCCCAGUUCUUACAAUUAGCAUUAGUUUUCCAAUUAUAGCAAUUACACUACGGAAUAACCUUCAAGUAAUGCUUCUUCCUGAUGAUGCUCACUGGGUUUGGAGAAAAAUUAUAUUGCCAUUGAUUUCAUUAAUUACUCCCGUCCUGUUGGCAGCUUUUGUUGCCGAUCUUGAAGAUUUAGUAUCAAUAGUUGCUAUUUAUGCUGGUACUGGUAUACAAUAUGUGAUUCCAGCAUUGUUGGUCAUAGCUGCUCGAGCUGAAAUUCCCCAACAAGUGGCUGGGAUAAAGAAUGAUUACUGUUCACCUUUCAGGUCAAAUUAUUGGCCUCUUGGUAUACUUGUUUGGUCAGUGAUAUGUGUUGUUCUAUUAUCUUUGUUUUUAAUUAAUAAACUGUUCCAUUAGACUAUGAAAAUAUUAUAA
Molecule: messenger RNA, 1769 nt
Organism: Daktulosphaira vitifoliae (grape phylloxera)
Lineage: Eukaryota; Metazoa; Arthropoda; Insecta; Hemiptera; Phylloxeridae
Product: transmembrane protein 104 homolog
Exons: 11
Coding region: 246-1751 (501 amino acids)
Source: RefSeq, a predicted model, not a curated record